AACAGAAACUGGUAAUGUGAUGUAUUUGCUGCGUUACUGCUGAAUCGGUGCAGUUAAACGUUACUGGAUUUUAUUGCGCAAUCAGAUUGGACAGGAGCAUGGCAGACAUGAGUGACUCCAUUCAGCACAGUGAUCUGACUGGAGAGUUUACACUUCUGUGCCUUUGAUCAUUAUUUCCCUAGUCUUAUGUACAGUGAUAUUUUAUUUACUCACUCUUCUCAAAUCAAAUGUCAAUUUGUCUUGCACUGUAGCUUAAUACACUGUAAAAAUGCUGUACAUUAUUUAUCUAACACUAUUUGCUUAUGUUAGACGGUUUUUACUGUAAACUAUUAGACAAAUGGAGCCGUGUAUCGGUUUACAGUAAAAUACAAGAAAAUGCAACACAUAGUGGGAUAUCUAACAUUUUUUUUUUUGACAAAACACGUAAAAACAAAACUGGAUAAGUUUUGUGUCCUUUAUUUUAGUGACUAUUUUAGGCAAAUACAACCCUUGUUUGAGAGUUUUAACUUUACAGUAAACGCUUUGGUUUAGUAAAGCGCUGAAAUUCAUCUUACUGUGCGAGGAAUUUCAGUGGUGGUGGUAGUUGAACCAGUGCAAGCUACAGUAGAGGAGCGAAUUGUGGUGGCUCAGUGCCGACAGUAAAUUUUACAGUGUAAAUGUUUUACAGUGUAUGCGCAAGUCAUUUUAUUCUGAUGAAAAAUAUGUGAAAGGUUUCAAAUGUGUGUACAGAUCCUUGUCCGUGUCUCGUCUGUCAGUCAUGGCUUCCUCCAGUAGUGUCCUAUCUGAAGAUGAGCUCCAGUGCUCCAUCUGUCUGGAUGUGUUCACCGAUCCAGUCUCUACUCCAUGUGGACACAACUUCUGUAAGGUCUGUCUUAGAAAAUACUGGGACACUAGUUCACACUGCCGGUGUCCAGUGUGUAAAGAGGAUUUCCACAAUAGACCUGAGCUUCGUGUGAAUACGUUCAUCUCUGGACUGGCUGCUCAGUUUAAGAAGUCAGUUCAGGUGAAACCCAGCAUCGCUGCAGAUCCGCUUCUCUCCAUGACUGAAAAGGUUCUGUGUGACUCCUGCAUUGGGGAAAAGCUGGAAGCGGUAAAGUCCUGUCUGCACUGUGGGGUUUCUCUCUGUAGCGCUCACCUGCUGUUUCAUAAAACUACAGCAAAAUUCAAAAGGCACAAACUGAUCGACCCUGUGGAGAACCUGGAGGACUACAUCUGUCAGAAACAUGAGAGACCCCUGGAGCUGUUCUGUAGAGAUGACCAGACGUGUGUGUGUCAGUUCUGCACGGAGGGAGAACACAAAACUCACAACAUUGUUCCUAUAGAGGAGGAGAGUGUCGUGAAGAAAUGUCAGCUGGGGGAGACACAGGCAGCAUUUCAGCAGAUGAUCCAGAACCGACUAAAGAAGAUAAAAGAAGUCAAAGAAUCUGAAAAACUCAAUAAGAUGAACACAGAGAAGGAGAAAGCAGAAAGCAUGGCUGUGUUCAGCGCUCUGAUGCGCUGCAUUGAGAGAAGCCAGGCUGAGAUGCUUAAGGUGAUGGACGAGGAGCAGAAAGCAGCAGAGAGGCAGGCUGAAGAGUUCAUUAAACAUCUGCAGUGUGAAGUCACUGAGCUAAAGCGGAGAAACACCGAGCUGGAGCAGAUCUCACGCACUGAGGAUCACCUCCACCUCCUACAGAUUUACCCGACACUGUGCAGCCCUCCACACACCCAGGACUGGACUGACGUCACAAUUAACUCUCAUCUGAGUCUGGAGACUCUGAGGACUCAGCUUCAGGAGUCUCUCAAUGAAGAAAUGGAGAAGUUCCCUGAGAUUAAACUAAAGAGCAUUCAACGCUAUGCAGUGGCGGUGACUCUGGAUCCUAAUACAGCGAAUUUUUACCUCGUGUUGUCUGACGAUGGGAAACAAGUUAGAUGUGGACAAAACCGACACAGACUACGUGAUAAUGCAGAGAGGUUUAAUUACUGCGCCUGUGUGCUGGGAAAGGAGAGAUUCCCCUCAGGGAAAUUUUACUAUGAGGUAGAGGUCAGAGGGAAGACGGAGUGGGAUUUAGGUGUGGCCAGGAAGUCUGUUAACAGGAAAGGAACAAUUACACUCACACCUGAGAAUGGGUACUGGAGUGUACUGCUGAGAAAUGGGACAGAAUAUAAGGCUGGUGAACGUCCCCUUAUUCCCCUCUCCUUGAAACAGGCUCCCCAGAAGGUAGGGGUGUUUGUUGAUUAUGAGGAGGGUCUGGUCUCCUUCUACGAUGUUGACGCCAAGUCUCACAUCUACUCUUUCACGGAUCAGUGUUUUUUUGAGGAUCUCUAUCCAUACUUCAGCCCUGGCCACAGUUAUGUAGGUGAAAACUCAGCACCAUUGGUCAUUAUGCCUGCUAAACAUUUUAAGCGAUAUAUAAAACUGAAGUUGAUGUUAAAAACACAAACUGAUUUAUUCUGUGAUUCAGAGCACUACUCUGUCAGAAACAUGGGAGCUCCCUGGAGCUGUUCUGUAGAGACAAAUGAACCUGGAUUUGUCAGUCCUGCACACAGACUGACAAUUCCUACAAAGCAAGAACGUCAAGUUAAAAAGACUCACCUCGAGAAGAUACCAGAAGAGGUUAAGGUUAUCCAGAACACGCAGAAGGACACAGGAAAAGUACGUAACAUCCCCGAACUCAAAAAAGAUUGGACCAAUAAACAUACUGUGGAGAUGCUGAGGAGAGCUCUGUCUCAGCUUCUGGAAUCUCUCAACAAGGAAAUGGACAAGUAUGCUGACUCUGAUCUGAAGAGAAAUCAACAAUAUGCAGUGGAUGUGACUCUGGAUCCGGAUACAGCUCAUCCUGAACUCAUCCUAUCUCAUGAUGGAAAGCAAGUGAGACAUGGAGACUUGCAACUGGAUCUCCCUGAUAACCCAGAGAGGUUUAAUCUUUGUGUCUGUGUGUUGGGAAAGGAGGGAUUCUCCUCAGGGAGAUUUUACUAUGAGGUGCAGGUCAGAGGGACGACUAAGUGGGAUUUAGGAGUGGCCCGAGAGUCUGUUAAGAGGAAAGGAAAAAUAAUAACCAGCCCUACGAAUGGAUACUGGACAAUGUGGCUGAGACACAAGACUGAAUACGAGGCUUGUGACUCUCCUCCUGUUCCCCUCUCCUUGAAAGUGGCUCCUCAGAAGGUGGGGGUGUUUGUGGAUUAUGAAGAGGGUCUGAUCUCCUUCUAUGAUGUUGAUGCAAAGUCUCUUAUCUACUCUUUCACUGGUCAGACGUUCACUGAGAAACUUUAUCCAUUCUUCAGUCCUUCACGCAAUUACGGUGGUAAAAACUCAGCACCGCUGAUCAUCAUGCCUGUUAAACAAUCUACAUGAGAUCUGUUUCCCCCAGCAUUGCACCAAGCAAUACAUUCUUGCAUUAAGGAACUGUUACUGAGAUUCAGGACAUGCUAUUUAAUUCUAUGUAUUUAUUUCAUCAAAUUGUGAUGCAAACAUAAAAAAUAUUUUGUUGUCAGUUUAAUGCUUAUCUGUAGUGUCUUCUCUUUCAUACAGCGUAGCUGAUAAUGAGCUAAUGUAAUGUUUCACAUUUUCAUUUAGGGGACAGCAAAUUUACACUGUUACACAAGCUGUACACUCACUACUUUACAUUGUAGCAAAGUGUCAUUUCUUCAGUGUCGUCACAUGAAAAGAUAUAAUCAAAUAUUUACAACAAUGUGAGGGGUGUACUCACUUUUGUGAGAUACUAUAUAUAUGUAUAUAUAGCAUUCUAGACCCUAUUAUGAUGUGCUUAUUUUCCUGCUGUAGACAUCAGACCCAGGUGAGUGUGAG
Messenger RNA from Ictalurus furcatus (blue catfish), 3787 nucleotides. RefSeq names its product E3 ubiquitin-protein ligase TRIM39-like. NCBI's taxonomy places the organism in Eukaryota, Metazoa, Chordata, Actinopteri, Siluriformes, Ictaluridae. Bases 671 to 3334 code for a protein of 887 amino acids. Gene Ontology annotation, molecular function: protein binding; zinc ion binding. The record is from RefSeq and is a predicted model, not a curated record. The transcript has 11 exons.